Belonocnema kinseyi is the source of this 994-nucleotide messenger RNA. RefSeq names its product protein Tube (gene tub). Lineage: Eukaryota; Metazoa; Arthropoda; Insecta; Hymenoptera; Cynipidae. The transcript is spliced from 4 exons. The record is from RefSeq and is a predicted model, not a curated record. The coding region runs from base 42 to 833 and encodes 263 amino acids.
UUAUUUUUCUAUGAAUGACAUAUAGUAAAUAAACGUUAAAAAUGUCAAUUAAUAAUAAUGAAACGGUGAAUUUGGAAACUGAAAUUCGGAAAUUGCAGCCGUUGAUGAUUGAUAAAUUAACGAUGAUAUUAAACGUGGAUGGUUCGUGGAAAAAACUAAUGGCUAUCGUUCCUAAAGAUGACGAAUCCGGUCAAAACAAAUUCAUCAGUGAACAUUUUCGGCUGAUAGAACAAGGUUCUCGCUUACGACAAAAAGGUUGUGCAGAAAUAUUUCUGGAAGAAUGGGGCACAAUGGGCAAAAAAAGACCAACUGUAGGGAAAUUAUUGGACCUUCUCACAAAAGCUGAAUUAUUCAGAGCUGCAGAUUACAUCGCCAUCGACGUUUUAAAUCGAAAAGAAAGUCCAAAAAGACCAAACUCGGGUCCGGCAGCUCAAAUUGAUAUUGAUUCGUUGUUACCAGAAUAUCGAGACAUAGUAGGAAGCUCUUCAUUAAUUGCCGUAGACAUACACAGGAGUUCGAGUUUCCAAAACGAAGUGCAAAAUUCUCCGGAAUUGAUCCCGCAAGAACAGGUGUCUUAUCAAAUUCCAACUUUUCUCAACCAGGACUUCAGUAGUACUAGCGAAUUUUCCAACACCGAUUCAACCCACGAAUCACAUUCCAAGAAAGAAACACAGAGUUCGGAAGUCGAAGGUGAAAAUAUUUCUUUUAAAUUACCUCGUUGUUUAGAAAGUUUGGCCCUAUCUUCGGACGAAACUACCAACGAGUUUUCCCAAAGUGCUUCCGAAAACGCUGUGAUACCUCGUUUGGUUUUGAAUUAUACUGUCUCCGAAUAGGAAUUACGAAAUAAUUACGAAAUAUUUGUGUGAUAAGGGGCUGUACUUAAAUUACGUAACCCCCUUGAUUUUACGUAAUUUUUAGUCUCCAGAAAUUUUUUGCUAGCUAUUGCUAUUUCAAAAUUCCCUGAUUUUUCUUCACUAAUUUUUUAUUUGCUUUU